ACCGCAUCCAACCGCACCCAACUGCAUCCAACCACAUCCAACACAUCCACCUGCAUCCAACCACAUCCAACCACAUCCAACCGCAUCCAACCACAUCCAACUGCAUCCAACUACAUCCAACUGCAUCCAACUGCAUCCAACUGCAUCCAACCACAUCCAACCGCAUCCAACUGCAUCCAACUGCAUCCAACCGCAUCCAACUGCAUCCAACCACAUCCAACUGCAUCCAACCGCAUCCAACUGCAUCCAACACAUCCAACACAUCCAACUGCAUCCAACCGCAUCCAACUGCAUCCAACCACAUCCAACUGCAUCCAACCACAUCCAACCGCAUCCAACCACAUCCAACCGCAUCCAACCGCAUCCAACCACAUCCAACCACAUACAACCGCAUGCAACCGCAUACAACUGCAUCCAACCACAGGCAACCACAUCCAACCGCAUCCAACCACAUCCAACCACAUCCAACCGCAUCCAACUGCAUCCAACCACAUCCAACCACAUCCAACUGCAUCCAACUGCAUCCAACCACAUCCAACCACAUCCAACUGCAUCCAACCACAUCCAACUGCAUCCAACUGCAUCCAACUGCAUCCAACCACAUCCAACACAUCCACCUGCAUCCAACCACAUCCAACCACAUCCAACCGCAUCCAACCACAUCCAACUGCAUCCAGUCAGGUACAUCCAACACAUCCAACCACAUCCAACUGCAUCCAACCGCAUCCAACCACAUCCAACCACAUCCAACCGCAUCCAACUGCAUCCAACCGCAUCCAACUGCAUCCAACCACAUCCAACCGCAUCCAACUGCAUCCAACUGCAUCCAACCGCAUCCAACUGCAUCCAACCACAUCCAACUGCAUCCAACUGCAUCCAACCGCAUCCAACCACAUCCAACUGCAUCCAACCACAUCCAACUGCAUCCAACCACAUCCAACUGCAUCCAACUGCAUCCAACCGCAUCCAACCGCAUCCAACUGCAUCCAGUCAGGUACAUCCAACACAUCCAACACAUCCAACUGCAUCCAACCACAUCCAACCACAUCCAACCGCAUCCAACUGCAUCCAACCACAUCCAACUGCAUCCAACCGCAUCCAGUCAGGUACAUCCAACACAUCCAACACAUCCAACUGCAUCCAACUGCAUCCAACCACAUCCAACCGCAUCCAACUGCAUCCAACCACAUCCAACUGCAUCCAACCACAUCCAACUGCAUCCAACUGCAUCUAACUGCAUCCAACCGCAUCCAACCGCAUCCAACCGCAUCCAACUGCAUCCAACCACAUCCAACUGCAUCCAACUGCAUCCAACCACAUCCAACUGCAUCCAUCUUCAUCCAACCGCAUCCAACUGCAUCCAACCACAUCCAACCACAUCCAACUGCAUCCAACUGCAUCCAACCGCAUCCAACCACAUCCAACUGCAUCCAACCACAUCCAACCACAUCCAACUGCAUCCAACACAUCCAACGGCAUCCAACUGCAUCCAACUGCAUCCAACUGCAUCCAACCGCAUCCAACCGCAUCCAACUGCAUCCAACCGCAUCCAACUGCAUCCAACUGCAUCCAACCGCAUCCAACCGCAUCCAACUGCAUCCAACCGCACCAACUGCAUCCAACCGCAUCCAACUGCAUCCAACUGCAUCCAACCACAUCCAACCGCAUCCAACUGCAUCCAACCACAUCCAACACAUCCACCUGCAUCCAACCACAUCCAACCACAUCCAACCGCAUCCAACCACAUCCAACUGCAUCCAACUACAUCCAACUGCAUCCAACUGCAUCCAACUGCAUCCAACCACAUCCAACCGCAUCCAACUGCAUCCAACUGCAUCCAACCGCAUCCAACUGCAUCCAACCACAUCCAACUGCAUCCAACCGCAUCCAACUGCAUCCAACACAUCCAACACAUCCAACUGCAUCCAACCGCAUCCAACUGCAUCCAACCACAUCCAACUGCAUCCAACCACAUCCAACCGCAUCCAACCACAUCCAACCGCAUCCAACCGCAUCCAACCACAUCCAACCACAUACAACCGCAUGCAACCGCAUACAACUGCAUCCAACCACAGGCAACCACAUCCAACCGCAUCCAACCACAUCCAACCACAUCCAACCGCAUCCAACUGCAUCCAACCACAUCCAACCACAUCCAACUGCAUCCAACUGCAUCCAACCACAUCCAACCACAUCCAACUGCAUCCAACCACAUCCAACUGCAUCCAACUGCAUCCAACUGCAUCCAACCACAUCCAACACAUCCACCUGCAUCCAACCACAUCCAACCACAUCCAACCGCAUCCAACCACAUCCAACUGCAUCCAGUCAGGUACAUCCAACACAUCCAACCACAUCCAACUGCAUCCAACCGCAUCCAACCACAUCCAACCACAUCCAACCGCAUCCAACUGCAUCCAACCGCAUCCAACUGCAUCCAACCACAUCCAACCGCAUCCAACUGCAUCCAACUGCAUCCAACCGCAUCCAACUGCAUCCAACCACAUCCAACUGCAUCCAACUGCAUCCAACCGCAUCCAACCGCAUCCAACCACAUCCAACUGCAUCCAACCACAUCCAACUGCAUCCAACCACAUCCAACUGCAUCCAACUGCAUCCAACCGCAUCCAACCGCAUCCAACUGCAUCCAGUCAGACUCUGCAGGUGUGCUGAUCUUCUUCACUCUGGAUGGUUCGAAGCCGGUUGCCUUGCUCCGGGGGUCAGAGGUCGGCAGCAGGAAGUACACAGGUCCCGUCUUUCUUCCUGCGGGCCAGGUGUCUGUCAGGGCCGUGGCCGUUGCCAGGGACGGGAGGCGCAGCUCCGUGGUCACCAAGGUGUUCUCCGUGGGUCAGGUGGAACCAGACCAGCAGGUCCAGUCUGAUGGAGGCUGCGAUUCUGAUGAGCCGCCCGUUUCUAAUCCAACACCUGCAGGAACACCUGGACACUCAAAGUGGAGGGAAGUCACCUGCAGUCCGGCUUCUGAACCGGGCCGGACCGGGUCCAGUCCUCCGAUCUCCCUGCCCUCCAGACGCUCCAGAGGUGUUGGGAUUCCAGAUCCUGAUGCUGCCUGGACCAGCUCCUCCCGACGCUCCCGCUCUGCGGAUUCUCACUAUGGAACGCAGCCGAGCAGCGAACCGCAAACCCAACGGCCGAGAGUCACCACAGCACCAUGGUGUCCUCGCUGCCUCUGCCUCUGCCCUUCAGACCCGUUUGCACGGUUCUGUCCUCAAUGUGGCGCUGUGAUUCCUCCGGUACCGGCGCGCAAGCCGCCCCCUGCUGGGAGAGGACAGCUCCUGCCGUGUCCUUUCUGUCGCUGCCUGGUUCCCAAAAACUCUCGGACCUGUUGGACCUGCGAGGCGUCCAUAGAAGGGUCUCAGGCCGGCUUCUCCCUGCAGGUCGACCCGGGUGGAGGCGCCGGCCCCUCAGGUGGGCCGGCGGACGGCAGCAUGUGGUCCUGCUCCAGGUGUCGUCGCCUGAACCGUCAUGAUGCCAGAUUCUGUGACUGUUGUGGCAGCAAGGCUGGCCACGCCCCCCUCUGGGUGACGUGUUGGCGGUGCGGAGCAAGCUCACGGCCUGACGCCCCCCACUGUGCGGCGUGCGGCGUGUUCCUCCUGGCGCUGUCUCCGCCCACACCGUGCAGUGACAUCACACUGCCUGAAGAGGACGCCGCCCACAGCAAGGCCCCGCCCCCUCGUGACUCUGCCUGGAAGGCUCCGCCCCCACAGAGCGCCGCCUCCAGACGGGGCGUAGCUCCUCCCCCUGUGGAUCGGUCCACGCAGACCGUGGGACUCUAUUACCCAUCAGCCACUGCGCUGCAGCAGCGGGACCAGCAGAGGGCGCUGCGGCGGGAGGCGGCGAGGAGCCGGCCGCCGCUCAGCUCCAUCAGCCCCGGCAGAGGUUACUGGAGGAACCAACUGGACCACGUCUGUGCUCACCUGAGGAGCUACACCCAAAACCGGGCCUCCUUCAGAACCCUGCUGGCAGAACCUCGACUGGGCCGGAUGGUGUCGGCGCUGGUCCAGCAGAACCAGGAUGAAGUGGUUCUGAUGUUGAGCUUCUCAUUGGCAGCCAAUCAGAACCAGCAGCAGUUCGGACCUGAUGGGGACCAUGAUGGCCUGGCAGGAAGUUCUAUGGUACCGGGUCGGGUCCAGACACUGAGCAGUGUCACACAGUGUGCGUCAGACAGAGCUGGAAGUCCAGGGAGGAAGCGGGAUGCCGACCCGGAACCGAACCUGUUGGUACAGGGUGGGCGUCAGGCUGCGGGUCAGACGAUGCCAACCGGGCCAGACCUUUCUCAGCCUGGACCGGGCCGGACCAUAACGGUACACGCCUGCAGAGCUUCGAUGCCCUGGUUCUGGUUCCGACCCGUUCCUGUGAUUAACUGAGGUGCCCAUCCUGGACUGCUGGCACAAAGAAGUGGUGUGAUGGUUGCUAUGAUGACACCAGCCCUUGAUCGGAACCUGCGAAUAUGAUAGAAUAUUUGUGGGGUUGACCUUUGACCCCAUCCAGGUCAUUUCUUAAAGUUUAUGGAAAUAAAA
Messenger RNA from Poeciliopsis prolifica (blackstripe livebearer), 4538 nucleotides. RefSeq names its product double zinc ribbon and ankyrin repeat-containing protein 1-like. Bases 393 to 4385 code for a protein of 1330 amino acids. The transcript has 15 exons. The record is from RefSeq and is a predicted model, not a curated record. Gene Ontology annotation, biological process: eye photoreceptor cell development. Lineage: Eukaryota; Metazoa; Chordata; Actinopteri; Cyprinodontiformes; Poeciliidae.